AUGAAGGUGAUGCAAGCAUUGGUUUUAGUCGCGGCCCUGGCCGGUGUCGCCCUGGCAGGCCCAAUCUCAAUGAGCAACAACAACAUCGGGGACAUUGUGAAAGUGGACGUUGAUGCCGUGGUGGACAUUAAGAGUGAAAUCAAUGUGGAGCUAGUGAAUGUGAUCGCGGAACUCCUGCUGGAGCUGCGCGAUGUAAACGUGAACGUUUGCCCCAAAACGUCGGAGGAAACCUCCGAAGAAACUUCUGAGGAAACCUCUGAAGAAACGUCGGAGGAAACUUCCGAGGAAACCUCAGAAGAGUUGAGUGAUGAGGUGAACGAGACUACUAUUACGACCACGGGAACGCUGCCCCCUCCGGAAAGCACAACAUCGAUGCCAGAUGCCCUUCCGUACCAGCAGCUCGUUCGCUCGCUGGCACAAAGUAAACCCGCCGGCUACGAUGCUCCCGGUCUGACCAAAGACCAGAAGGAGGCGCUGUGGCGUAAACACGUGGAGCAGACGCUCCAGCAGCACGUGGCCAGUCGUCAGUAA
Anopheles coustani is the source of this 531-nucleotide messenger RNA. RefSeq lists its product as uncharacterized. Lineage: Eukaryota; Metazoa; Arthropoda; Insecta; Diptera; Culicidae. The transcript is spliced from 2 exons. The record is from RefSeq and is a predicted model, not a curated record. The coding region runs from base 1 to 531 and encodes 176 amino acids.